UGUAAUUGGUGUUAUUCGUGGCCACCCUUCAGCGUGUUCCAUGUGUUGAGAUUCAUGACGCUAAAGUUGAACUACUCAAACUUCGCUCAAACCUCGUCUCGAAAUAAGCCAGAAACACUCAGACCUCUCGUUUGUUAUUAUUUCCCAUGAACAAGCAUUCGAAGAUUAGACUGGUAUCAUUCAGCUACAACUAUCCCGUCAUAUCCCACCUUCUUUCGCCCCUCAACGCCAUUACAAUCGGGCUUCAAUGACAAACGCUUCGCCAUGGAUAACUCAAGCAUCAUAUCGGCCGAGGACCUCCCUCCGCAACCUGGCCGAACACUACUCCCCUCUCCAGUAGCUCAAGCCGUGAGUCUUGCAACUCGCUCAACAUGCCUCGCUAUUCGUCUCGGUUCCAGGGCCGGAUCUUACGGUCUAAGUGCUGCAAAGGUAACCACUUUAUCCUCCUUGGAACUUGCUCGCAGCAUGGUCGAAACUGUUCUAUCGCAAGCAGGAAGAGAAACACUCUCGCGGUCGCAAAGCGACAUGUCUACCGUUGAAGCCGAAUCCAUCAUCGAACGGAGUUUCGAGCAUCUUCACCAUGCCAUGUCCCAGGCCGUCUUUUGGACGAGUGCAGGUUUUCACUUCACAAGUACAACUUUCUCGAUGGCUUCAGGGAUAUCGCAGCUAUUUCUGUCUUCGCUCGAUCAGAUCUUCGGCUCAACUGAUUCCUCUCGAGCCAUUGCAAGUAUCGUCACACUGAUUAGACGGGAGUUCCAUGAUCCCGCCACCGGCAUUCAUGGGGAUACUGUUGGUAUGAUGGAUCUUGUGCUUGGGUUAUGUGCUUUGGCAUACCUACAAAGAUGGUCCUGGAAGAUGGUCGAAGAGGAAAAACGACGACAGGACUCCGAAGAGAUCAUAUGGGACGUCGUUGUGUUAAACGAUGGCGAACGUGUCGACAUUCAAGAUCGCAUUACUCGAACACCAGCCUUCACGAGGCCGACCGGUUCGACAUCUCGGGACACAAGUCCUACCAAUCUCCAGCAAGCCGUUAUUGGUUCUCAAUCUGCAUCUUUUAAAGAAGAGGAAGCUGUCAUCGACCAGCUAAAAGAUGAAAUGGUCAAGAAACUCCCUCCCGACACAUCCGUUUCCAUUUCCAACACAGUGUCAUCAACACAAACAGUCACCAUUGACGUUGACGGACCUCGUCCAUUCCCUUUACCUUUACUACCAGGUGCCGAGAUCGUUGAGACCAAGGGAUUGAGUAGUCAGACAGGCCGUCGUACCAGUCAGAUACUAAACGACCCUCCCGAAGCCUCCAGUUACCGUGUUGUCUAUAGGCUCGAGCGAUCAAGGACUGGUGACGUUUCCUUUCAGGGGUCUCAGGACAUACCUGUCUCUGUGAUUGAUGUAUCAAAGGGGGAGCCGGCCCCUGAGGUUCCAGCCAAAGAACCUCCCCAAGUGCCGAAGAAGGUGAGGACAACGGGAGUUAAGUCGCCUCCACCACAACGUUCAAGACCUGUCAAAAGUGCCAACGAUCAAACAUCCCGAACUUCUCCUCAGACCAUACCAAAACCUCGAGCCAGUGUAAUACGAGAUGAAAAGGGGAAGUUCACACGACCAACUUCCGCGUCACCACCAUCGUCGCCAGUAGAAAUCAAGACUCCACAACGUGAAGCAAACCAGAAGAGACCUCGCGCACCUGUCAACUCCUCACAAGCCACCAAUAAGACCACUGCCCCGCGAGAAAGCACUAUAACUACCAGAAGAGUUUUACCCAAAAGGAAGUCAGAUUCUUCGACAACGAGCCAGACAAGCGAGAAAAAGACUGGUCUCAGACAGGCUCUUCGAGAUGGAAGUCAGUCAAUCUCGAAUAUUUGGAACAAGGAUUCACCGCCACCGGAAAGUAGACCUCGUCCACAGUCACGGAUAACAACUGUUAGCAAGACUGGCAACAAACCCAUGCAUAGCCCGCGCUCUUCCUCGGAUCAAAAGCGUAUUGAGAAGGCGGAACUUAUACCACGCAACCCUUCCCGUGCAAGCUAUGUCUCCGUUCACGAACGUCGUCGAGAUUCUAUGAUAUCUCAAACAGAUACGUACUCCAUCCAUUCAGGGUAUGGCACCCCAACCCACUCUCCGAGUGUUUCGCUGAGUGGUGCCGCAUUUGAUUCGUCUUGGGUUCAGCAAGCCCAAAAUGAUGGUCUGCUUGCACCUCCUCCAAUUUCUGCCGGUCACCGUAGGGUCCUUCGUAAGAGCCCAAGUCUUUGGAGCAUGGCAUCCAAUGAUUCACAAUCAUCGCUGGUCCUUUCAUACUACCAUCAAAAGAGCGCCUACACAGCGUCAGAUGCACUUGGGGUCCUUCGACGUGAUGGUACGGUGAAUGGAAUAUUUCCUCAAGCACAUGUACUUCGAAACAUCACAAGGUAUAUGAGGUUCUCCUCUGCAUCGUACGGUUCCGCGUUUCUCAAGUUCAUGGGCAUUUCGAAAGACAUGCCCCUAUUGAGAGCUUGGGAUAGCACCCAUACAGAUGUCAGACACUUUGUCCAUCAUACUGAAUCAGACACCCACAGUGUUCUUCUUGCCUCUAUUGUUGAUCCACAAGGAGGGACGGACUCUAGUGGUUCAACCGGUACUGGCGUUCCUUUGGUGCACUACAUCUCCCUGGACCAUGAUGCUAAAGCAGUCGUGCUUGCUUGUCGAGGUACACUAGGUUUUGAGGAUGUUCUGGCAGAUAUGACAUGUGAUUAUGAUGUUUUGACUUGGCGUGGUCGAGGCCACAAGGUACACAAAGGUGUUCAUGCCUCAGCUCGUCGUCUUCUAUACGGUGGCGAUCGCCGCGUGCUGUUUACUCUCCGAGAAGCAUUGCUCGAAUUUCCAGAUUAUGGGCUUGUUCUCUGUGGCCAUUCCCUCGGCGGCGCAGUGACGGCAUUGCUUGGAGUGAUGCUUUCCGAACCAAACCCAACAGGCACUGGCUUUGUGACUGCGAUCGAGGGACCAGAAAGGACUGUUGGUGAUGAACUAUCCGAUGGGCUCCUACCUGUUCACUCUACGUUACCACCACGACGUCCUAUACACGUGUAUGCCUAUGGGCCUCCCAGCACUAUGUCAGCAUCUCUACGUAAGAGAACGCGUGGUCUCAUUACGACCGUUGUUCAUGGAAACGACAUCGUUCCAUAUUUGUCACUGGGAGUUCUGCACGACUUUCAGGCAGUUGCACUCGCUUUCAAGAAUGACCAACAACAAGCCAAGGCGGAGAUACGUCAACGCAUAUGGCAGGCCUUCCAGACUGGUGUAGCAGAUAAGUGGUACGGAGGUUUGCCCUCUGUCCCAUCUGGAGACUCCUCGAAAUGGGGUCAUUCAGUGUUGCAGGGCCUCAGAGCUGGUAUGACGAACCGUAAGCUUGUGCCACCUGGAGAGGUUUUUACCAUCGAGACACAACGGGUUUUGAGGCGAGAUGCAUUCUUGCUACCCGAAGAAGAUCACAUUGGAAAGCCAGCCCAGAGAAUUGUGAUGAAAUAUGUCAAGGAUGUUGAGGAGCGCUUUAAAGAGCUGAGAUUUGGAACGAGUAUGCUGAUCGAUCAUAACCCAGCUAGGUAUGAGGAAGCCUUGAACAAGCUUCGUGUUGGAGUCGUGUAAGUGUAAGUGGGACUUUAUGCUGAUGAGUUACGAUACGGAAUGACUCGGAGGUUUUGUGAUUUAGGUGUACAACAAUAUGGAGUGUUUCACGGCGGAAUGACUUGGAUAUAUGUGGUC
Fusarium oxysporum Fo47 is the source of this 3732-nucleotide messenger RNA. RefSeq names its product lipase family protein. Gene Ontology annotation, biological process: lipid metabolic process. Lineage: Eukaryota; Fungi; Ascomycota; Sordariomycetes; Hypocreales; Nectriaceae. The record is from RefSeq and is a predicted model, not a curated record. The coding region runs from base 265 to 3615 and encodes 1116 amino acids. The transcript has a single exon.